AUGUGGGGACACAGCAACCAAAGCUUCCAAGGAGAAUUUAUCUUGGUGGGAGUGGCUGACCGGCCACGCUUGGAGAUGUUGCUCUUUGCCCUUCUUCUUGUCUGCUACUUGAUGAAUCUCCUAGGCAACACAACCAUCAUUGUGGUGUCGAGACUAGAUCCCGGGCUCCACACUCCCAUGUAUUUCUUCCUCAACAACCUUUCCUUCCUUGACAUCAUCUUCACCACCAGCAUUGGGCCCCGCAUGCUGGUGACCUUCUGGAGAAAAAGCAAGGCCAUCUCUUAUGGUGCCUGCGUAACUGAGCUCUGCAUCUCCCUUGCUCUGGGCUCUGUGGAGUGCAUUUUGUUGACUGUCAUGGCCUAUGAUCGCUAUGCCGCUAUCAGUCAUCCACUGCAGUACACUACCAUUAUGAGCCCCUCUGUGUGUAUCACAAUGGCUUCUGUCUCCUGGUUAAGCGGCUUCAGCCAUUCACUAAUUCAAACAGUGAUGACUCUUAGACUUCCGCUGUGUUGGCGAAAUCAGUUAGAUCAUUUCUUUUGUGAGCUUCCUUCCUUUCUUAAAUUGCCUUGUGUUGACACUUCCCUCAAUGAGGUUUUGUUACUUGCAGGUAGUGUGAUGUUCCUCGUAGUACCAUUUUGUCUCAUCACAAUCUCUUAUGGCUAUAUCGCAACUGCAGUGAUGAGAAUCCAGUCAGCUGAGGGCAGGAAGAGGGCCUUCAACACCUGUUCCUCCCAUUUGAUAGUGGUCUGGCUCUUGUUCGGCACGGCCAUCUUCAGUUAUCUGCUGCCUCAUUCCAACACCCCUGGUGAUCAAGGCAAGAUUUUUUCCCUUUUCUAUAUCUUUUUCACCACCACGUUUAAUCCACUGAUCUAUACUUUGAGGAACAAAGAAGUGCAUAAGGCUCUCCAAAGACUAUUGAUGAAGAAAUAA
Molecule: messenger RNA, 930 nt
Organism: Thamnophis sirtalis
Lineage: Eukaryota; Metazoa; Chordata; Lepidosauria; Squamata; Natricidae
Product: olfactory receptor 2G3-like
Biological process (GO): G protein-coupled receptor signaling pathway
Cellular component (GO): membrane
Molecular function (GO): olfactory receptor activity; G protein-coupled receptor activity
Source: RefSeq, a predicted model, not a curated record